Messenger RNA from Drosophila ficusphila, 8732 nucleotides. RefSeq lists its product as uncharacterized. The transcript is spliced from 17 exons. Gene Ontology annotation, molecular function: chitin binding; protein binding; serine-type endopeptidase activity. NCBI's taxonomy places the organism in Eukaryota, Metazoa, Arthropoda, Insecta, Diptera, Drosophilidae. The record is from RefSeq and is a predicted model, not a curated record. Bases 166 to 8628 code for a protein of 2820 amino acids. Gene Ontology annotation, biological process: proteolysis. Gene Ontology annotation, cellular component: extracellular region; membrane.
UUGAAUUGAAAUGCGAUCUGGGUCUGAGUCAGUCGAGCCUGGAAGUUGGACAAGACCACAACGAAAAAUUUAAGCCGCGUUCCGAGAAACAUAAUUGAGUGAUCGCUAUCAGCACUGGUGCCAUCAAGGAAAUACUUUCAUAUAGAAAUAUUUUAAAACGGAAAUAUGGCCAAGUGGCUCCUGAGCCUUUGUCUGGUGAUCUUGCUAGUGGAUCGACCCGGGGUUAUAGCUUAUCGAUCGGGCAGCGGCUACCGGAGCGAGCAGUCGGAACAAGUCGGCUUAUCAGCAGCAGGGCACGGGCUCUCGAGUUACGGAGCCGACCAACGGCAGGCGUGUCCGGCGCAUUUUACGGGUCUGGUUGCAUAUCCCCACGACUGCCAUCGCUAUGUGAACUGCUACCAAGGCAGUCCCACCAUUCAGACUUGUUCACCCGGAACGCUGUUCAAUGCCAAAACCCUGGUGUGUGAUCAUCCCAACAAUGUGGAUUGUUCUUCACCACCUCCGGAAUCCACUCGCUUGGGUCGACUGCAGCAGUUGGACAGUGAACCAAAGUGUCCAGCCGGAGUGAAUGGAUUGCAACCGCACCCAACGGAUUGCACCAAGUUCCUUAACUGCGCCAAUGGCCAUGCUUUCAUUAUGGACUGCUCACCGGGAACUGCUUUUAGUGCCGCAUCACUGGUCUGUGUCCACAAGGACGUGGCCAAUUGUGGAGCUGGAGCAGCAGCAAACGGGGGCCAUGGCUAUUCUGUUGGUCCCGCGGGCGACUUGGAUUGUCCAUCCGGCGUGCGUGGCCUUCGUCCGCAUCCCCACGAUUUGCACAAAUAUUUGCGAUGCGGCAUCGGUGUUAAAACUCAGGUGGAGCAGUGUCCGCAAGGACAGAUCUUCGAUGGCUCCACUUUGGUAUGUGUUUAUUCUGGCUCCUCUCAGACCUCCUCUUCUGCCUUCACCUCGACUGAGAUUCAGGUCAACUAUCUCCUGUGUCCACUGGGAGCAGUUGGUCUGUUUGUUCACCCCUUCGAUCAGACAAAGUUCCUGAGUUGUAAGGAUGGUAAGGUGGCUGUGCAAAGUUGUCAGCCUAAUUUUGUGUUCAGUAUAUCGAAGGGUUAUUGUCAGGUGAAAACACAAUUGGCUUACACCGACUAUGUCACCUUAAUUGUCUCCCAGAUCAGCUAUGAGUACUCCUUGACCCUUAAUGCAUGUCCUGGCGACAUUACGGGCGUCUUCUUGUAUCCCUACGAUGCUGAGAAGUACGUUCAGUGCUCGGCUGGUGGCAGGAUGUCUAUUCUAAGCUGUGGACCUCAGUUGGCUUUCAGUAUAUCCCGAAGAUCUUGUCUUCCACGUCGUGAAGUGCAGAGAAGUGAUCGCGUACAGUUCUGGGAGGAAAUCCAAGUUGAGACUACUUACUCCUACCAGGAAAGUCAGGGCAGGGCCCAAAGCCAACUGUCUUCACUCAGAUCGUGCCCAUCCAAAGUUCAGCAGAACUAUCCUUAUCCAUUCCAUGCUGGUCACUAUGUAAAGUGCCACAACGGAGUUUUGGAGAUUGUUUGUUGUCCCACUGGUUACUUUUACAGUUUGUCUCAGCGACAGUGUGUAGCUCGUCAUCUUCUCGCCGCCCACGACUAUCUGGACUAUUCCUAUAUCAGUAAUGAAUUAUCGACUGAAUUUAUGGUGGAUCAAUCGACUCUCACUUGUCCUCCCCAAGUUUCUGGAUACUUUUUACAUCCAUUUGAUGGCACCAAGUUCGUCAAGUGCUGGAAUCAGCAGACUUCUAUUGAAAGCUGCCAGCCGGGAGAACUCUUUAGCUUCUCCAAUCAGAAGUGCGUACCCAAGGAUCAAUGUAAGGGUCCCAGUGAUCAUGUUGAAUAUCUGAUCGAGACAACAAUUGUUGGGACUUAUGAGAUUAAUGGACCGGAUCAUGGAAACCUGGUUAAAAACGGGGCUGUUAGUUGCCCACCAGGAUUCUCUGGAACUCAUGCCCACCCAUUUGAAUGUACACAAUUCCUGGAAUGUGCAAAUGGAGAAACCUUCGUGAAGGAUUGCCCGCCAGGAACUGCAUUCAGCACAGUCAUUAACAAUUGCGAUUUUGCCAAUAAGGUGGACUGUCAUGGCGGAAGAGCCAGUCAGGCUCAAGUUACCCAAACAAAUCAAGCUAGUUAUCCAGAACAUCAAGCAAAUACCUUCACACCAUUGCAAACCAAACCCUCUGCCCUACCUGCAGAGCACACCUCUGACCUUUUGUGCCCACCUGGAGUCGGUGGUCAAUUUGCUCACCCCUUCGACCAAACAAAGUUCAUUGUUUGCCAGGCUGGCAAACUGGCGGUACAAAGCUGUCAGCCAAGUUAUGUAUUUAGCAUUUCCAAGGGUAGUUGCCAGCUGAAGACUCAGUUGGUCUAUAGUGACUAUGUGGUAUAUAAGGUCUCUGUGAUCAGCAUCGAGCAGACCAUGAUACUCUCCGCUUGCCCCGAAGGCACCGACGGUCUUCAUCUUUAUCCCUAUGAUGCUGGAAAAUAUGUACAUUGUUCUGGUGGAGGCAAGAUGUCCAUUUUAAGCUGUGAGCCUCACAACGCCUUUAGUUUGUCUCAGCGAGCUUGCCGUUCAAGUCGUCUGGUGACAAAAGAAGAUCGAGUAAAGUUCUGGGAAGAAUUGCAGAUUGAGACAACUUACACCAGUCAUGACAUCCAAGCCCAUUCGUCUCCACUGAGAAGUUGUCCACCCAGUCUUCAAGGGAAUUACCCAUUUCCCUUCCACGCUGGUCACUUCAUAAAGUGUCAAAAUGGCAAUUUGCAGAUUGAGAUCUGUCCCGUAGCAGCUCUGUACAGUUUGUCCCAACGCCAGUGUGUUGCCCGUCACCUUCUUUCCGCCCAUGACUAUCUGGACUAUGCCUACAUCAGUGUAAUGUUCUCGACCGAUUUCUUCCAGGAUCUAACAACGUUGACUUGUCCACCGCAAGCGCAGGGUUAUUAUCUGCAUCCUUUCGAUUGCACCAAGUAUCUGCUAUGCAGGGGCACACAAACUUUCAUAGAAAGUUGUCAGCAAGGCUGGGUGUUCAGCAUCUCCCAGCAAAAGUGUGUUGCCAGAGACCAGAUAACGGAAGCAUACGAUCGGGUGGAAUAUUUCGAAGACACUCAGCAUGAAUUGAGCAACGAAGGGGAUGAGAAAGGAGGCCAAGGACUCCCGCCUGUUCAGCAACCUGUUCCAGCAAUUGGAAAUACUGUGUCCAGUUCAAAUAGAGGUUACCACCAACCUGAGUAUCAGCCGAAUACUAACUCAAAUGGAGGUUACCAGCCUCUUCUUCCAACAAGUGGUGGCUACACACCACCUACUCAGGGAAAUGGAGUUUACCAGCAGCCUACCAACAGUAAUGGAGGCUACGAACCAUCUUCCCAAACUAAUGGAGGAUACCAGCCAUCCUCCCAGUUAAAUGGAGGUUAUCAAACACAUUCUCAAGAAAAUGGAGGUUACCAACCACAUUCCCAAGUUACUAUUGCGGGAUACGACACAUCUUCCAGAGCUAGUGGAGGUUACCAACCACAUUCCCAAGUUACUGGAGGUUACCAACACCCUUCUCAAACUAUUGCGGGAUACGACUCAUCUUCCAGAGCUAGUGGAGGUUACCAACCACAUUCCCAAGAAAGUGGAGGUUACCAACCACAUUCCCAAGAAAGUGGAGGUUACCAACCACAUUCCAAAGUAAGUGGAGCUUAUCAACCACAUUCUCCAACGGUUGGAGGAUACGCGACAUCCUCUCAAACUAACGGAGGUUACCAACCAUCCUCCCCAAUCAAUGGAGGUCACCAACCUUCUCCUCAAAUUAAAGGAGGCCACCAACAACAUUCCCAGAUAAGUGGGGGUUAUCAACCAGUUUCCCAAUCAAGUGGAGGUUACCAGCCAUCUACUCAAACUAAUGGAGGUUAUCAAUCAACCUCGCAAAUAAUUGGUGGUUAUCAACCAUCUUCUCAAACAAGUGGAGGUUACCAAUCAUCUUCUCAAACUAGUGGAGGUUAUCCUCAACAAACUUACCAAGGAGAAAACCAAAAUAAUGGAGGUUACCAGCACACUUCUCAAACUUUUGGAGGUUACCAGCAAACAGAUCAAUCAAGGGGAGCUUACCAACCUUCGCAAGGAGGUAACCAAGAAAAUUAUCAAACAAAUGGAGGUUACCAGCAAACUUCUCAAACAAUUGGAGGAUACCAGCCGCCAAUCCCAUCUACUGGAAAUCAGUUCUCGAGAGGAACAGAGACUUCUGCUACACCUUCUCCCUUGCUGUGCCCUGAAAAUGUCAGUGGGCUCUUCCCAAAUCCUUUCAACGCCGCCGGCUAUUUAACCUGCAUCGAGGGUCACACGCUAGUUAGGCAGUGUCAGCCUCUUGACAUUUUUAGCGUUUCGCAAGGUUAUUGCUUGCCCGAGCAGCAUGUGAACAGCACGGAUCGAGUUCCGUAUCACAGGAAGGAAACCGAUCAGGAGAAUCCUUUCGCCUGUCCGCGAGGUUCCAUUGGCUUCUUUGUGUACCCCUUUGACUGUUCGAAGUAUCUUAGUUGCGGCCCCAUCGGAAUGGAACUUAAGAGUUGCCCGGCUGAACAGCACUUCAGUAUCUCGCAUGGAUUUUGCAAGCCGGUGAAUCAAGUUCAACGCGAGGAUCGCUUGUUCACUCUUUCUGAACUCCACAUAAUUUUCGAGUGGACGCAACGAAUGAAACUUGAGGGCGCUAUAACCGCCUGUCCCCAGGGAAUAGCCGGAACUCUGCCGCAUCCACGUUGGCCGAGCAAAUACCUCCGCUGUGGACCUGGCCAGGCCGAGAUAAUCGAUUGUCCAAGUCAGCAGAUUUUCAGCGUUUCCCGUAGAAUUUGUGUGCUGGAUGAAGCACUGCGCAGCGACGAUCGUACCGACUAUAUAGUUCGGGAGGUUCCUUCCGAUUGGCUAGAUCCGUCUAAUGAUAAUCGCCAAUCCAAAUCGUACCAGACUUCUGGCGUUGAUCAGUACGGCAACAGAUACACCACUAGGAUUACUUCCACAACGCGGGUGAUUGGCGAUCGCUGGUCGGACAUGAACAUGCAGCGUCCCUCGGGUGUUGGUCUGGAUCAGAAUCCCCACCAUCACGAGCAUCAUCAUCAAGAGGCAUACAACCCCAGUUGGACUGGCCAGGAGACAUCUUAUGUCCAUCGUUCACCCACACAAAACACUUUAUAUGUGGAGGGAUCCCUGCAACCCAAUCGUAAUUAUCCUUCCUUUAAGGCUCCGUUGGCACCGAUGAAACCCAUCAAUCCCGGAAGGGAAUACUACGCUCAGCCUGUUUACGAAAGAAAACCAGAGCCCGAAAGUCCAGUUCCUUCGCGACAUAACUAUAGUCGCAGAAUUAAUUACGGCUCACCUGACAAUGGAUGGAAGCCCAUGCCACCUAAAACUCCUUUGGCUGGACAGCAACCAUUAAAUCUAGACUACACACCCCAUUCUCCUGGUGCCGGGGAACCGCAACCAAAUCCCCAAGAGCCUCUGCCCGGACAGGAACCCCUUGACUUGGACUAUGAUGACCAACAAAAACCCCAAGAUCCUUACAACGACCUUCAGCCUCCUUUCAAUUCGCCACCCCGUUCCUAUCCAGAUCAGUUGCCCAGUAGCUCAAAACCGAUUGGUAGACAGCAACCUUUUGGUUCUCCAGGCCAGCAAUCACCUCUAGAUAAUCAUAACAAUGAUGAGUUGCCUUUCAACGAAUCCAAUCUUUAUGGAGGUCUCUUACCCCCGAAACCAGACUCCUCGUCUGAUGCGAAACCAACUUCCACCCCCAAUCCUUUAGCUUCCCAGACUCCAACCCCUCAACUAGCUAACCGACUGCACACAUUUCCCAUUUAUCCACCCGUGGAUAAUAAAACCUCUCACCAGACUCCCCACUACAGUCCUUCCUAUGCGGGAAUUGCUCAUUCUCGAAAUGCCUCCUGGGCUAAAGUUCCUGUAACUAGUACCACGCCUGCCCAGGAAUUCGAUCCUUUUAAUGAUCCUGAUGAGGACGAACCCUUCUAUGAUGAUGAAAAUCUUACAACCACAACAGUGCGAAGAGAUCUUGUGCCACCUCCUUUCGAUCACAAGUUCUACAAUCCCCAGUCUCAGAUUCCUAGUGCCAGCCAAGAUCCAAAUUCCCAAGCGGCCAUUAAAGAGGCUCUCAAACUAAUGCUGCGACCCUACUUCAAUCAUAGUGGCAAUGCCCAAGAGAAACUGGCCAAGCAGACUGAAGCAGCUAUAGUUUCGGUGAUUAGUAAACCCCCUACGACAUCGACCACGACUACCACACGAAAACCUCAAACUACGACGACUUCGACUACCCCUAAAACCGAUCUUGACUCCGACGCCGAACUGAUUAAGGCGGGCGAACAGGAGAGCCUGGAUUCCGCUGACGACGACUAUGUUUUUCCAGAUGCCCGGGAGACGUCGCGAACCGAGCAGACCCUAGAUCCCAGUACCACCUACUCCUCGACUGACUUUCAACGGAACACCCGCGGUACCACGACCACAAUGAAAAACAAUUGGCCAGCGACGGGUCACAAUCGUGACUACCACCGUCGCCAUCCAAAUCUACCCGACCCGUUCUCCGGGCACCAUCCCAAUCCCCAAUCUCCCCACCAACACCAUCGCCAUUCCCAUGAACACAAACACCACGAACACAGUCCCGAUUUCCAUCGUCGUCAUCCCGAGCUGCCGAAUCCAUUCCCGCAAAAGGAUGAAGUUGACCAACAGGAGCAGCAGGAAGAAGACUGGGAGGAAUUCAGAAAUCCAAAUGCUGAGGAAGUGACUCCCAAAUUGGGCGUCCGUUCGAAUUUCGACCAGGAGUGUGACUUUGAUUGCGGCAAUGGCAAGUGUUUGAAGAAGGAGCAGGUCUGCGAUGGCCAGAAAAACUGCGAUAAUGGCAAGGAUGAGGCUAAUUGCCCGCCCUUGGACUACGAGGUGCGUUUGACCGGAGGCGAAAGACCGCAUAUGGGUCGCAUUGAAGUUAAGGCUAAUGGCCAGUGGGGCUAUGUGUGCGACGACAAGUUCGGUUUGAAAGAUGCAGAUGUAGUGUGCCGAGAACUGGGCUUCAAGAUGGGUGCCCAAGAAGUGCGUGGCAGCUCUUUCUAUGCUCCCCCCAAUCAGGACUUCAACUAUUUGAUGGAUGAGGUCGAGUGUCACGGCAAUGAAACAAAGUUGAGCGAGUGCGCCUUCAAAGGAUGGGGCGUCCAUAACUGCGGAGUUGACGAGGUGGCUGGCGUCACUUGCAAGGUUCCGGUGAUGAAGUGUCCGAAUGACUAUUGGCUUUGUCACACCUCCAAGGAGUGCAUCCCUCCGGCGUUUGUGUGCGACAAUACCGAGGACUGUGCCGAUAAGUCGGAUGAGUGUGCGGCCGUCUGUCAGGCUCCCGUUCAAUACCGAUUGGAGGGAGGACGUAAUACCAACGAAGGCCGCCUGGAGGUCAAAUACCAUGGUGUUUGGGGCAGUGUUUGCGAUGAUGACUUCAACUUGAAGACGGCUCAAGUGGCCUGUAACUCUAUGGGCUUCUUUGGACCAGCGAAAAUCGAGAAAAACAUCUUUGGCAUUGGCAAUGGACCCAUUUGGCUUGAUCAGGUGAUGUGCUUUGGAAACGAGUCCUCCAUCGACAAGUGCAGCCACUGGAAUUGGGGCGAGCAUAAUUGCAACCACACCGAGGAUGUGGCUCUGCAUUGCACCGCCGGUCCACCGCCACGCAGUGGUAAAUUGUCCCAAAGCCAAUUAAAAACUGGCAGAAAGCUGGGCCAGGAAAACGCGGCCAGCAGCUACUCGCAAAUUGGCUUGUGGGAGAGGUCAAGCAAGGCUUUGCACACUCCGCGUCGCUGUGGCAUUUUCAAGGACGAUUUAACCGAUGAGUACGCCCAUCGAGAGGAGCGCGUGGUCAAGGGGAAUGUGGCGCAGCGCGGUCGACAUCCUUGGCAGGCCACCAUAAGGACUCGCGGACGUGGUGGCAUCUCCAGCCACUGGUGUGGAGCGGUGGUGAUUUCCAAGCGCCAUCUCCUGACCGCCGCCCACUGUCUUUAUGGAAACCACAAGGGCGCCUACUUUGUUCGCGUCGGAGAUCACUAUGCAAAUAUAGCCGAGUCCUCCGAGGAGGAUUCGUUCAUUGAACACUGGUACACGCACGAGAGCUUCCGCAAGGGAACCCACAUGAAUAACGAUAUUGCCUUGGUGGUGCUGAAAUCUCCUCUGAAGUUCAGUGAUUACGUGCAGCCUAUUUGUUUGCCAGAUAAAAAGGAUGAGCUGGUCGAGAACCGCAAAUGCACCAUUUCUGGUUGGGGUUCCAUCAAGUCGGGAGUGUCCACACCUGCACAAGUUUUGAAAUCAGCUGAGCUUCCAAUUCUAGCAGAUAAUGUCUGCAAGCAGCCGAAUGUUUAUGGAUCGGCCAUGUCGGAAGGCAUGUUCUGUGCUGGCUCAAUGGAUGAAAGUGUGGAUGCCUGCGAAGGUGACUCAGGCGGUCCGCUUGUCUGCUCCGAUGAUGAUGGUGAGACUUUAUAUGGUCUUAUUUCGUGGGGUCAGCACUGCGGCUUCAAAAACAGACCCGGUGUCUAUGUGCGUGUCAAUCACUAUAUUGAUUGGAUCUACGAAAAAAUUAAUGAGAGCUUGCUGCGAUUUUAGAAAAAUGUAUAAUUCAGCUCCCUUAUUUCCAACUUGUUACAUGACUUAAAUCAUAUACGAAUUUUGUAGUGAAUUUAAAAAUAAAGCAAAGAUUAUAAAAACUA